AUGGCGCUCCUCGAAGGCCGGCUCCUCUUCACAGCCGUAACCAUUCUCACCUGUCUGGGAUUUCUCCUUAUCGGUUACGAUAAUGGCCUCAUGGGCGGGCUCGUCAACUCCAAUUCCUUCACCAACACUUUCAGCCACCCUUCCCCCACCAUCACUGGCCUAAUCGUCGCCAUCUACGAUGUGGGUUGUUUCCUUGGCUCUGUCUUGACUGCCUUGUUCGGCGAAUCUAUCGGACGCAAGAAAUCCAUCCUCAUUGGAGUCAUAAUCAUGAUCAUCGGGGCCGUGCUGCAAGCAAGCAGUUACGCUCGCACCCAGAUGAUUGUGGCCCGAGUAGUGAGCGGGAUGGGAAUGGGGUGGAUUAACAGCACUGUGCCUGUGUUCCAAGCGGAAUUUAGUCCCAAGGCUACAAGAGGAUUAUAUGUAUGCAUGCAGUUAUCUACGCUGAACUUGGGAAUAUUCCUAGCAUACUGGAUCGAUUACGGCUUCACCCAAUCCUAUAGCUCGUCUUUCGCCUGGCGCAUCCCAUGCAUUUUACAAUGCAUGUUCCUCUUCCCUAUGCUCGCUCUACUACCCCUCGUUCCCGAGUCCCCGCGUUGGCUAGCUUCGCACGCUGAAGCCAGCUCCUCCCUCUCGGUCCUGCAACGUCUACAUUCAUACCACCGCACCGACGACGAAGUUACUUCCCUACAUACGAAUAUUAUCAAGACCGGUGAGUACGAGAGAUCGCUUGGCACAGGAAGUUGGAGAGAGUUAUUACAUAACGAUGAAAUACAAUCCCAGCGCCGCUUCCUCAUCGCAUGCGCAAUCCAGUCAUUCCAGCAGCUAGGCGGAAUAAAUGCCCUGAUAUAUUAUUCCAACACGCUCUUCAAGAAUUCACUGAAUUUUUCCGAGCAUCUAUCAGCGUUAAUGUCAGGGUUUCUACAAACAUGGUUCUUCGUCGCUUCAUUCAUUCCCUGGCUGCUCAUCGACCGUGUAGGACGACGUCCGCUACUCCUUUCCUGCAUAUCUCUCAUGGCAGCAACAAUGGUCGUGCAAACGGGCUUGAUAUACAAUGUCCAGAACAAUACGUCUAUUGCCAGAGGAUGUGGAAUCGGUGCAGCAGUCAUGCUGUUUUUAUUUGAAGGUUUCUUCACCAUCGGCUUCCAAGCAACGGUGUGGGUCUACCCGUCUGAGAUUCUUCCCUUGCGGUUGCGAGCCCGAGGAAGUGCUGUGUCAACGGCGUGUAAUUGGAUAUUCAAUUAUAUGAUUGUGCAGAUCACGCCAAUUUCUCUUGAUAGGAUUGGAUAUCGUACAUAUAUAAUAUUUGCUGUGUUGAACACGGCCUGGCUUCCGUUCAUUUACUUUUUCUUCCCAGAAACGAAGGGAUUGGAGUUAGAGGAUGUGGAUAGGCUUUUUAUGAAGGGGGAUGAGGCUAGGAUGGGGCUGGAAGUGGGGAUGUGUGGGAGUACGGUAUCUGAGCAUGCGAAGUUUGAGGAUACUGGUCGAUGA
Molecule: messenger RNA, 1488 nt
Organism: Lachnellula hyalina
Lineage: Eukaryota; Fungi; Ascomycota; Leotiomycetes; Helotiales; Lachnaceae
Product: Sugar transporter STL1
Exons: 3
Coding region: 1-1488 (495 amino acids)
Biological process (GO): carbohydrate transport; transmembrane transport
Cellular component (GO): membrane
Molecular function (GO): carbohydrate:proton symporter activity
Source: RefSeq, a predicted model, not a curated record